AUGUCUUCGUUUCCGAGUUCCGAAGAACGAAGAGUUGCAUCGUCUCUGCUUCUUCUUCACACUACACCAUCUUCCACACUUUCUACACCAAAGUUUCACUCUGAUUCCAGCGAUCCAGAGAGAAGCAGCAGCAAGAGUUUCAGAGAAAUCUCAGUUUCUGAUAAAUCUUCAUCUUCUUCGCUCACCAACGACGAAGAUGAUUCCUCGGAGGAAGAGAUCAAAUCUCGUAGCGUAUCGUUCUCUGCCAUCACGCGUUACCAUCAGAUGAAGCUCAAGAUUGCGAGGAAGAACCGGUCGAAGGUCACGUGGACCUCGUCGUGCUCCGGCGACCGGAAACUGAACGCCGGCGAGGCGGCGAAGGUGCUGUCUCCGGUUUCGGUCUCCGGCGAUGCCUCGUCCUGUUUGUCGAGCAGCUCGAGCGGGAUCUCCAGCGCGCGAAGCUUGCGCUACGCAAACAGAUGCAGAGGCGCGACUGCGAGUGUGACCGGGAUCGAACGCGAGACGGCGGCGCCGUCACGUCGCGCCGCCGGUUCGCCGCACCUGCGCCGUCGCGGCGAAGCAAUAUUGAAGUUGCUCUCUUGCGGUGGCUCCUCUGAAGUGAAGAUCCGUCAAAUGCUUGGUGACAGCCCUGACACUAGCAAAGCUCUACGAAUGUUGCUGAGGGUGGAUGCCGUAAAAAGAUCAGGCUCGGGCGGGCGUCAUGAUCCCUAUGUUUACACGAUAACUGGAUGA
Molecule: messenger RNA, 732 nt
Organism: Cajanus cajan (pigeon pea)
Lineage: Eukaryota; Viridiplantae; Streptophyta; Magnoliopsida; Fabales; Fabaceae
Source: RefSeq, a predicted model, not a curated record